AUGGGGCCCGCAACACAGUGUCCCGUCUUCCUGUUGCUCUCCGUACUCCUGGCUGAAACCCAGAGCCUCGCUGGUUCACACUCCAUGCGGUAUUUGGUAACCACGACCGCAUCUAGACCGGGUCUCCAAGAUUCCCAUGUCUUCAUCCUUGGCUAUGUGGACGACAUGCAGUUCAUGCGCUUCGACAGCGAUGCAGCUACUCAGAGGAUCCAGGCGCGCGGGCCUUGGGUGAAGCAGAUGGGACCCAAGUAUUUGGAGAUGGAAAAAGAGUAUGCGGAGAGAUAUUCACGCAGGGCCCGAGAAAACCUCCGGUUUGCAAUUCAGGUCUAUAACCAGAGUGAUAGCGUCUCUCAUACCUUCCAGUGUUUUAUUGGCUGCGACAUGGGGCCAGACCGCCGCCUCCUCCGUGCGCACUAUAGACAUGCCUUCGAUGGCAACGAUUAUAUCAGCCUGAACGCGGACCUGAGAACGUGGACUGUGGCAGACAAGACAGCUGAGAUCACCCAGCGACAGUGGGAGAAAGAUCGUAUAGCAGAGGCCUUCUGGCACUUCUUGAAUUCCUCCUGCGCUGAAUGGCUACAGGAGCACCUGAAAAUAGGGAAGGAGAUUCUACAGCGCUCAGGUGACGUCACCCUGAGGUGCUGGGCCCUGGGCUUCUACCCUGCUGACAUCACCCUGACCUGGCAGCUGAAUGGGGAGGAACUGACCCAGGACAUGGAGCUUGUGGAGACCAGGCCUGGAGGGGAUGGAAACUUCCAGAAGUGGGCAGCUGUGCUGGUGCCUUCUGGGAUGGAGCAGGAUUACACAUGCCAUGUGGUGCAUGAGGGUCUGCGUGAGCCCCUCACCCUGAGAUGGGAGCCACCUUCUCGGCCCAUGGUUGGAGUAACUAUUGGUAUAGUUUUCCUUGGAGUUGUCAUCAUUGGAGCUGUGACUGCCAUUGUGAUGAUGAGGAAGAAAAGUGCAGGGUCUCACACUGCGCCCCCUGCCGGCCGGGAGCUCGCUGUGCAGCUGCAAUGGCCUGGAACUCACGGCGCCGCCUGCCGGCCGGGAACGCACUGUGCAGCUGUGAUGGCCUGGAACUCACUGCGCCCCCUGGUGGCCGGGAGCUCGCUGUGCAGCUGUGAUGGCUGA
Acomys russatus (golden spiny mouse) is the source of this 1131-nucleotide messenger RNA. Its product is annotated as H-2 class I histocompatibility antigen, Q10 alpha chain-like. Gene Ontology annotation, molecular function: peptide antigen binding; signaling receptor binding. NCBI's taxonomy places the organism in Eukaryota, Metazoa, Chordata, Mammalia, Rodentia, Muridae. The transcript has 6 exons. The record is from RefSeq and is a predicted model, not a curated record. Gene Ontology annotation, biological process: positive regulation of T cell mediated cytotoxicity; antigen processing and presentation of endogenous peptide antigen via MHC class I via ER pathway, TAP-independent; antigen processing and presentation of endogenous peptide antigen via MHC class Ib. Gene Ontology annotation, cellular component: external side of plasma membrane. Bases 1 to 1131 code for a protein of 376 amino acids.